Molecule: messenger RNA, 1701 nt
Organism: Rhopilema esculentum
Lineage: Eukaryota; Metazoa; Cnidaria; Scyphozoa; Rhizostomeae; Rhizostomatidae
Product: zinc metalloproteinase nas-1
Biological process (GO): proteolysis
Molecular function (GO): zinc ion binding; metalloendopeptidase activity
Source: RefSeq, a predicted model, not a curated record
CUUUAUCAGAAGUUAGCAGAAUCAGACUGGUUGAACAAAAUUUGUUCUCCGUGGGAUAAUCGGUAAUACCAAAACUGGUUAUUUCCAAAACACAAAGAUAAGCAAAGAUGAUGAUGUCAAUUUGAAAAAGAUUUGACGUGUUGGUUGUGGAAAUGCUGAGCAAAUUCUAAGCAUACCCCAAGAAUUGACAAGUUGAAAAUAUUUGAUACAAAAGGGAUUCAGACAAAGAUAUUAGGAAUGAAUCUUGCAUCUGUUUGCAUUUUCUGCAUUUGCUAUUGCGUAGGAGUAGUGUAUUCGGCAAUCACCAACAACACACAAGAUUUUCAGGAACAGAACUGCUUGGAAAAUCCUAAUGGCCUUCUUACAGAGCUUUGUGGCCAGCAAAGCACUCAAGAUGAACAAGGAAUAGAAUCUAGCCAGUUAGAGGAUGGUUUUAUCUUAUCAAAAACCCAAAAAGACUUUCUCUAUGGAAGACAGAAUGACGACGAAAAUGAAGCAGGACAAGAGAGGGUCGUGAUCAAUAACAAAUACUCUGAUGUGUUCGAGCUUUGGCCUACAGGAGAAAAGAUCCCGUAUGAAAUAGAUGCCAGCAUAGAUGAUAAAAAGAAAAAGGCUAUAUCAGAAGCAAUAGCAGAAAUUGAAAAAUUCACGUGUGUUCGAUUUCGGAUGCGGGAAAAGAAGAAAGACGAUUAUUUUCUGAAAUUCUUCAAAGGAAACGGAUGCUGGUCUUUCAUUGGAUUACGAAAAGACAAAGAGAAAGUUGGUCAGAAAGUCUCGAUUGGUGACGGCUGUGAGAAGAAAGGGGAAGUGAUUCACCAAAUAAUGCAUGCAUUUGGAUUUCUAAACGAGCAUACCCGAGAAGACAGAGAUAUUUAUGUGGAGAUCAACUGGGAAAAUAUCCUUCCUGACAAAAAGAAGUACUUUCGCAUCAGCAAAGAAUUUGUUCAGAAUUUUCUUGGCAGUGACUAUGACUACAACAGUAUAAUGCACUACAGUCGAAACAAAUACAGCAAAAAUGGCAAAGAUACCAUGUCGAUAUUUGGGUGCUCCAUUAAAGCAAAGAACAUACUGAAAAUUAUUGGACAAAGAGAUGGGCUGAGCGCUGGAGAUCGUUUUCAAAUAAAUAAACUGUUUAAAUGUUCAGUUAGUACUAAAAGGCAGUCUAUUGUUAACGAUACGUUAGAAGAAGCAAGCAAAGAUUCCGGCGAAACAAUAUACACAUGCAACUAGAAGUCUUUUCAACCGGCAAUAUUCAAUUAGCUUCAUUCGUAUGUUGCCUUUAGUCCUUACAAAUAAAGCUAAUGAACACAAAGAAAACAUUAAAAUGGAAGGAAUGAUCUAAAACCACGCAAAUAUACCGUAAAGAACUUCAACUAGUAAAGUAGUAGAUUUAUAUAUGUAAUAAAAAUUCCUGGCUACCUAAUCAAGUAUCAUUGUAAAAUAUAGUCAUUGGUAUUUAAUUAGAAAAAGCUUUUGAUUGCAAAGUUGCACAACGUAGUAUUAUUUGUAAAAAUUUCAGUAGAAAACUAACCUGUCCCUUUUUUGUAAUAUUCUGAUUUACUGGUAACCUAAUUUUUAUUACUGAAAUGAGUUGACUGUUGAAAUUCUAUGUAUUUAACAAAUUCUGACGAAAUAUAGUUAGAAAUUUCAUUGAUUUAGUACUCUCCUGAUUUCUCUGGAUAUUUCAUAUUUUGAAAUGUA